UAGAGAUUUUGGACUGACGCAGAUUUGAUUAUGUCGGCCAACGUGCCGAUCGGGUAUCUUUAUAAGAGAUCCUUUUUUAUUUUUUUUGUUCCAUCUUCGCCUCGCGCUGAUCGUAUCGUUGCGUUCAGUUCAUCGCGCGGUCAAAGUAUAAUAUCGUGGAUUGUGCGCGAGUAUGUAGGUGCGGUUGCCAUUAAUUAUUAUUCCGUUCGAUAGAAAAAAUUUGAAUUUAGCAGAAGCUCGGAUAUUAAAAAAGCGGCUGACUCAAAUUUAUAAUGCGUGCUAAAUCAAAUGUGUAGAUUAUGCGUGAUCGGGACUGCUGCACGCAGACGCGCAGUGCUGCUAACGUUGCGAGGCUGCAGCUGCAGCUGAAUAAGUAAUAGCUUCCUGCUUGUAAUCGGCAAAUUAUAGUGACGAUUUACUCGAGAUUCAAUCAUCGAUUCUGGAACGUGAUCUUAUUAUUUACCACAUGCAGUGUGUGUACCUCUCGUGUUAGACAAUAGACGACUGUGGCAGGCGGCGGAGACGCGGCGGGAGUUCGUUGCGGCCAAUGUGUAUCUCACCUGUGUAUUCAAUAGCAACAGAUCCGCGUAAAAGUCCUCGCGCACGAUUGUCCAUAAAUUAUUUUUAUCGCAAUAAUUCGAAAUGCCUAUAAACAUGAAUUAUACGCAGGCGCAGCAGCGGCAUUACUCGCUGAUUUUUUAAUUGUAUUUCUACACGUGCUGUGUAUAUACUUGUAUGUGUGUGUGUGUGUAUAUUAAUGCGUGCGCUUAUGUGCAUCUGCGCGCGAUAUCGAUUCGAUCAACGAGCGCAAUCGCGCGUGGACUGCACCCGUGGAAAACAAUGAUUUAUGUAGAUUUAUACGCUCCGCGCGCCGAUCAUCCGGACGAAAGCAAAGAACCUGUUUAUUGACAUUGGCUGCGAUUUUAUAUCAUAAUUUACCUGCACAUCGUUUACGUGCCGAUCGGCGAGUCCCAUUUAUUAACUAUACUAUACUAUGCUAUUAUAAGAUCGAUAUGAAUAAUUUGGUGGAAUAUUUUGUCAUUCUUUGAUCGAUAUAUAUCCGGGUCUAGCUGCCUGGUCCACUGCUCUUGUUUUGGUCCACUAAUUGCUCCGAAAUCUUUGAUGAAUAACGCUUGCCGGUGCGAAAGGCCAAUCGCGUUUUCAACUCGUUACACCAAAAAACGUUAAAGGUGUAAUCCAUCAAGGCUAUGUAGUUCAAUGUUGCCAUUACGUAUGGGAAAGAUUUUGAUUCACGGAUCUUUUAAUCCUAUCCAAUAAAAUUAAGCAAGCGUGUCUAACGCAGUUACGCUUGUCCAUAUCAAUUAGCAGAAAAAAAAGUCGAUCGAGAAAGCAUAAUAGCAAACACAGUCGUUACACGAUAUUUACGUAUCAACAUUAUACGACGACAAUUUAUCUUAAUAAAAGUUGUUAAAUAUUUAACCUCGGGUAAAUAUAUAUGUAUGAUACAACGAACGUCUGUAUUUAAUAUAAAAUCGUCGGCAAUUCCUAAUUGCUGCGGGUAUUAUCGUGAAUUCGAAAGUAGCAGCACGUAGUUCAGUUUUGCUCGGGCAGCCGGCACAUACCUGUACAUACAAUACAGCAUGUACUUAUAAAUGCCGAUAUAGACUUUUGAGGAAAAGAACCAGAAAUCGGUAAAGUGCAUAAGCUGCAGGUGCCACGAGACAGUAUAGAAAAUCGUCACACAUAACGACGAAAGAAAAUGGCCAGCUCAAUGAGCCAUGGGAUCCAACUGCUGCUGUUCUUCGUCUACCUGUUCCAAUUGGCGUGGAACGGCGAGGCGGCGGCGGCGUCGGCAGCGAGCUCCAGCCGGGGCAGGAGCAAGGUCUGCAUAGUCGGGGCCGGCGUCACGGGCAUAGCCGCGGCCAAGGCGUUCGCCGACUAUCGCGACGAGUUCGACAUCGUCGUCUUCGAUCGCAACUCGGACGUCGGCGGACUGUGGAUCUACACGGACAGCCAGGACCUGGACGAGCACAAUCUGCCCGUGCACAGCAGCAUGUACUACAAUCUCAGAACGAACCUGCCGAAGGAUCUCAUGUCUUAUCCGGACUACCGCCAGUUCUCCGGUGAGAAUCGCAGCUGCGUCAGCCACAAGACGAUCGUCCAGUACCUGCGCAACUACACGGACUACUUCGACCUGCGAGGAUACAUGAAGUUCGACACGCUGGUGGAAAAGAUCAGGCCGAUCGUCGGAGGCAGCGACGAUGACUGGCGCACGACGAGGUGGAGCAUCAAGACCCGAGACCUCAACAGCAACGUGAGCGCCGAGACGACCUGCAACGCCGUCGUCGUCUGCAACGGGCACUACACGAAGCCGCGAGUGCCACAGAUACCCGGCAUCGAGAGCUUCCCGGGCUUGGUGAUGCACAGCCACAUCUACAGGUACCCGCAGGAGUUCGCCGGCAAAAAUGUGCUCGUGCUCGGGGCAGCUGUGUCCGGCAUCGACAUCAGUAUCGACAUCAGUAGGUACGCCAGGCGCGUCUAUCUCAGUCACAACAAGGACAGAAUCAAGAGCCAACUGCCGCUGAACAUCGUGCAGGUGCCCGGCGUGGCCUCGGUCAACGGCAGCAUAUUCACCCUCAGGGACAACUCGACGGUCAAGGUGGACGCCGUGGUGUUCUGCACGGGCUACGUCUACGAUCUGCCCUUCCUGGACGAGAGCAGCGGCCUCAAGAUCGACGACAACUACGUCAAGCCGCUCUACAAGUACAUGCUCAACGGCGAGCACCCGUCGAUGGCCUUCGUCGGUCUGGCGCUGGACGUGGCCCUGUUCCCGCUGGUCGACGUCCAGACCAAGUACUUCGUGGCGCUGAUGCGCGACAAGGUCAAGCUGCCCGGCCGGGAGGUGCGCCUGGCCGAGAGCCUGCCCAAGGCCAAGCAGGGCGACCAGCUCAGCGAGAAGGAGAAGAAGUACGCCCACGCUCUGGGUGCCAAGCAGUGGACCUAUCAGCAGCAGCUGGCCCAGGAGGCCGACUUCGAGGCGCCGCCGGACUUUUACAGGCAGGCCUACAACAUGUGGAGCGCCUAUCGCAAGACCGACCUGCUCCAUUACAAGGACGGCAUGCUCAGAGUCAACAAGAACGGCGCCAUCGAAAUCAUCCAUCCGGCCUACAAGCAGUUCGAAGUUUGAUCCGCUUCGAUUUCCCUUGCUGUUUUUUUUUAUAUAAUUUUUACGAUUACUUCAAACUCGAAUAGUUAGGCUUUUAUAUUAAAACGACGUUCGUACGCAUCUACGACUGAACUUUUUCAAAUGCGAAUCAAAGCGGAUCAAUUGUUUGAAUCAAUAUGACGUUUGGCAAACAUGUAUUUUGUACAUUUUCGACCGAGAAUCGAGAUUAUUUUUAUUACGAGGGAAUCACGCUGAAACUCAAAGUUUCGCGAUGAUAUUCUCGUGUUUGGUAUUCGCCACUUCUCAUCGAGGAUCGAUGUCCAUGUGAUUUUCAUCGGAAGCCUCGACACAUGAUAUAGAUUUUUUUUAAGAAACCCUAGAUUACGAUGUUUAAUUUUGACAUUAGAAUAUACGUGUGAUAGAAUAGGAUAUGUAAAAAUUUUUUGAUUUUUAAUAAAUUUUAGUGAGUCUAGAAAUAAACUUCAAUAGCAUUUAAUACGA
Molecule: messenger RNA, 3628 nt
Organism: Trichogramma pretiosum
Lineage: Eukaryota; Metazoa; Arthropoda; Insecta; Hymenoptera; Trichogrammatidae
Product: flavin-containing monooxygenase FMO GS-OX-like 4
Exons: 5
Coding region: 1721-3148 (475 amino acids)
Molecular function (GO): N,N-dimethylaniline monooxygenase activity; NADP binding; flavin adenine dinucleotide binding
Source: RefSeq, a predicted model, not a curated record